Molecule: messenger RNA, 1305 nt
Organism: Macrosiphum euphorbiae (potato aphid)
Lineage: Eukaryota; Metazoa; Arthropoda; Insecta; Hemiptera; Aphididae
Source: the annotation of a GenBank genome assembly
AUGUUAAUUAAAUAUUACGUGUGUUCAAUAUUAACGUUGAGCCUUGCUGCUUUCGCCAGUGCGUCCAAAGAGACGCUGGUACUACUCAACAAUUUAGUCAUCAAAGAGACGCAUUCCAUUUUAUUUAACACUCUCAAAGAAAGAGGAUAUCAUCUGACUUUCAAAUCAGCUGACGACCCUACAUUGGUGCUUUCUAAGUAUGGAAAAUACUUUUAUGAAAAUUUAAUUAUUUUUGCACCAACUGUUCAAGAAUUUGGUGGAUCUCUCAACAUCGAAACUAUUACUCAAUUCAUUGAUGACGGAGGCAAUGUUUUGUUUACUGGUGGUGUGUCUACUGGUUCUGCUUUGAGAGAGUUGGCUGCCGAAUGUGGUUUUGAAGUUACCGAAGAAAAUUCUUCCUUAAUUGACCAUUUGAAUUAUGAUGCUAGUGACUCAGGAAAACAUACUUUGGUAGUAACCAGUUCGUCAAAUCUAAUUAAAUCUGAAGAAAUUGUUGGAAAAAGUAAUGAAAAACCACUGUUAUAUGAAGGAACUACAGUAAUUACGGACCCAAAAAAUCCAUUAGUACUUCCUAUUCUUCAUGCUGAAUCUACCGCAUAUUCUUACAAGCCAGACCUUCCUGUUAAAGAUUAUUCAUUGGGAACAGGCAAAGAUCUAUUACUAAUUGCAGCUUUACAAGCAAGAAAUAAUGCCAGGGUUGUAUUUUCUGGUUCCUUGUAUUUCUUUUCUGAUGUUGCCUUUAGGACUUCUGUACAAAAAGUUGAUGGAAAAACAUAUGAUAUUUCCGGAAACCAAGAAGUUGCUUCAAACAUUGUUUUGUGGACAUUAAAAGAUAGAGGCAUGAUAAGAGUAAAGUCUGUCAACCAUCAUAAAGUGGGCGAGUCGUCACCUCCACCAUCUUACACAAUUAUGGAUAUGGCUAUAUUUUUGGUGGAGUUGGAACGUUGGGAAAACGGAAAAUGGAUCCCUCAUAACGCUAAUGAUGUUCAAGUAGAAUUUGUACGCAUAGAUCCGUUCUGGCGUGGUAAUCUUAAUAAUUUAAAAAAUGGCAAGUACGAGUUUACAUUUAAAAUACCAGAUACAUAUGGAGUGUAUCAAUUUAAAGUGGAAUACAACCGUAUUGGAUUUACUGCAAUCAGAAGCUCAACCAUGGUGUCUGUAAUUCCACUGGAACAUACUCAGUAUGAAAGAUUUAUUUUAAGUGCAUAUCCAUAUUACUCAAGUGCUUUUUCAAUGAUGUUUGGUGUGUUUAUAUUCAGUUUUGUCUUCUUGCAUUAUCGAGAAGAUAAAGCAAAGGGAGAGUAA